Molecule: messenger RNA, 270 nt
Organism: Lachnellula hyalina
Lineage: Eukaryota; Fungi; Ascomycota; Leotiomycetes; Helotiales; Lachnaceae
Exons: 3
Coding region: 1-270 (89 amino acids)
Source: RefSeq, a predicted model, not a curated record
AUGUCUUCCCCAACCAAAAAUGCACCCGAUUUGACUCAAACCAGCCAAAGUGGCAUCGGUGGCAUCGGUAGCGCAAAGGGUCUACCAGUCCCAAUGCCGGGUCUUUCUGGCCCACCUAACGGUCCAUUUGGCAAUCUCAUCAAAGGUCCCGUUGAUGCCAGUGGCAAGCUAAAGGAUGCAGCCCUCACUGUGGGCAUCAAGCUUGACCUUGAGGCCGAAGUCCAUCUCACGGCUCGAAUCCGUGGUGACAUUCUCGUGGCGCUUUAUUGA